GCCGGUAUUAAGUCAUCGAAGUAUCGAUAUUCCGAUGCUACGAUGCCCCAUCGAUGGCUCGAUGCUUUUUCGAUGUUUUUCCACCGACCGACGAAAUUAUGCCAGCCGUUUCAAAAGCCAGAACUUUGAAAAGUCGAAGCUGAAUUUUCCCCGAUUUUUCCCGAUUUUCCGUUUCCCGCGAAUCUGAAAGCCGCGCUGCCGGCGUCGCUGCCUUUGCCGCCGUCGACGUCGUCGAUCCCGUUUCACGCGUCGCCGCUUCGUCUCGCCGUCUCGCUUGUUUCCCGCCCCCUCUCUCUCUGCCCCUCGCCCGCCCCCGCCACCCCCUCCUACCAAAAGGCCCCUUAAAACAACAGAAAAAAGAUACGAAAUACAACAACACAGAGAGAGAGAGCAAGUGAGAUAGACAGAGAGAAAGCCAAGCCAAGAAACGUCAUCAAGCAACAACAACAACAACAGGCAGCAGCAACCACAACAACUGCAACUGCAACAAAACGGCAAACUCAUCAGCGGCAGCAACAAUAACAAAACGCAUUUCAUUGCCAAGAAAAAAGAAAACGGUCAACGACAUUGCAACAACAAGAAGAGCGAGAAUAGCGACAACAUUGGCCAGCAACAACAACAACAAAUCAGCAAUACAGAGAGACUGCAACAUCAACAACAACCACAACAACAACUGAAACAACAAAUAGGAAAAUAGGAACAUAGGAAAAUGCCCAAAUGCGAUGUGAAAACGCGCUACAUUCCUGCGACUUUCGCCUGGAUUGUGCUGCUUCUGACCACAUUUCUCUUCUUCUUCUAUCCCUGCCAGUACUACGUGAAGAGCCAUCCAUGGGUGCUGGCGUACCAGGGCGUAAUCACAUUCUUCGUGCUGGCCAACUUUACGCUGGCCACGUUCAUGGACCCGGGCAUCAUCCCCAAAGCCUCUCCCGACGAAGACUGCGAGGAGGAGUUGCGCGCCCCGCUCUACAAGAAUGCGGAGAUCAACGGCAUCACCGUCAAGAUGAAGUGGUGCGUCACCUGUAAGUUCUACCGCCCGCCGCGCUGUUCCCACUGCUCCGUCUGCAAUCACUGCAUAGAGACCUUCGAUCAUCACUGUCCGUGGGUGAACAACUGCAUCGGCAGGCGGAACUACAGAUUCUUUUUCUUCUUCCUCGUAUCGCUGUCCAUUCACAUGCUGAGCAUCUUCUCGCUGUGCCUGGUCUAUGUGCUGAAGAUCAUGCCCAACAUCAAGGACACGGCGCCCAUCGUAGCCAUUUUCCUGAUGGGCCUGGUGACCAUUCUGGCCAUCCCCAUCUUCGGACUGACCGGCUUCCACAUGGUUCUGGUGUCGCGGGGUCGGACAACCAACGAGCAGGUGACCGGAAAGUUCAAGGGCGGCUACAAUCCGUUCUCGCGCGGCUGCUGGCACAACUGCUGCUACACACAGUUUGGUCCUCAGUAUCCCAGCCUGCUGAACCCGAAGAAGUACGCCUCGCGGCGAUCUCAGGUGCAGAACCAGGCGAUCAGCACCAUUUGCAACGACCGGAGCGGCCAGCAGACGGGCGCCGGGGGCGGGGCCGGCGGCAAUGGUACCGCCGCGGUGUCCGGCGGAGGCGGUGGAGCGGGCGGCGGGGGCGGUAUGCGCGGCACUGCGGUGCAGUACUCACCACGCUCCUUCUACGACGCGAGUCGCGAGAAGCGGGGAAUUCAGGUAAAGACUUAUAUGGCCGAGGGCAAUGGUUAUAAUCAACGGUCGGGCAGCACAACGCUUUACAGUAAGCUUUCGCCCGGACGAGAGUGCUCCGACACCGACCUGGAGCCGCCGCCCGCCUCCCAGAGCCAGGACUGCGAACCGACGCCUCCGCUGCAGCGGCACAACUCCAGCAGCUUCUAUCUGCCGCAGGUGAGCGACGCCGGCGGUCUGAACGGCAGCGUUUCCACGGGCGGCGGAGGAGGAGGCGGCGGCGGGGACUCGCCGCGCCACAUGCGUCUCUACCAUCCGCGUCACAGUCCGCACGCGAGACCCAGGGGUCUGGAUCCGCAGCGGGGCUACACUAGCGACGCCCUGUCGCCGGACCAUCCCGUUGGCUAUGGCGUCGGCGUGAAUGGACCGCAGCAGCAACAACAGCAGGCGCUGGCGGCGGCAGCGGCGGCGGCGGCGGUGGCAGCACAAAAUCAACGCAGCGCGACGACCACGGCCACGCCCACAAUGCAGCAGCGGAUCAAGCCGCUGGGCGUGGCCACGCCCCUCGUGAUGGCGAGUCCAGUGCGAAGAUCUAACCCGGGCACGCCCACCCAACCGCGACGCCCCGAUUUCAUCGGACUAAACGCACAGGCAGUGGCGCAGCAGCAGCAGCAGCAACAGCAGGCUGCUGCGGCGGCAGCAGCAGCGGCCUAUUACGAGUACACCACCGGCCUGCCGCCGCAACACCCGCAGGCGCCCAGCAUCCAGCAGCAGCAGCAACAACUGCUCCUGCAGCAGCAGCGUGUCCUCAUGCAGCACCAGCAGCAGCAGCAAGCUCUGCAGCAGCAGCAACAGGCGGCGGUACAUGCGGCACAUCCGCAACACGCCGCUCUGGCGCAGGCAGCGUACGGGGGCAGUCCACAGAGGCGCUUCCUCUCCGAGGGCGAACUGGUGCGCCAGGGCGCCGGAGGUGGCGUUGCCGGCGGAGAGUUGUCCUACGCGAGGUCCAACAAUACGGUGGAUAACAUACGGGAGCUGGCCGGCAGUCCGCAGCGUGGCGUUUACAUGUGGAAGGAUACGUCGCCGGGAUUCACUAGCAACGCCGGACAGCAGCAGCAGCAGCAGGCACAACAGGUGGUCAGCAGCGGGAUUGGCAGCAGUGCGGGCACGCUGUCCAGCAGCGGUGCCGCCGCCGGAGUGAUGCCGCAUGCCCAGUACAUAACGGCGGGCGGAGGAGCCCAUCCGCUGAUAAUGACGCACUCUCGACUCCAGGACUACACCAUCCAGCAGCAACAGCAACAACAGGCGGCGGCGGCUGCGGCAGCAGCAGCAGCAGCUGCAGCCUCAUAUCAUCGCUCCAAUCCGACGAGUCCCACCACCAUGCCACAGGUGUCCGGCGCUGGCCAGAGCUAUAUACUGCGCUACGGAGGCGGAGGAGCGGCUGGCGCAGCCGGCAGCAGUGGCAGCUUGGCCAGCGUGACGGCCAGUAAUCCCGCCACUGGGGGCGGUGGCUAUCAGCCGGCAUUGCGCGGCGGAGUGGCCGUAUUCCCGCCCAAUCCGCUGGGAAAUCAGGGAGGCGGCAAUCUGCAGACGCAGCCCUCGCCACAAAUCAAGCGGAAGCAGACGCCCACGCGGCCCAUGAGCUUUGUGCGAGCGCUGGAGAUGGCCGACUCCAUGGAGAUGCAGUCACUGGAACAGCAGCAAAACGGCGGAAUUCCCGGCAGCGGGGCGGUGGGAAACAAUCAGCAGGCGGGCGGCGGUGGCGCUGCUGGUCACCUAAUGCAGAACAACGCCUCCAAUUCGGGCACUCCGGAUAGAGCCAGCAUCUACGACAUGAACUACGAGAUCUCCGUAUAACCCGUGGUGGUGCCCGUGCUCCUGAUGCCACCCGCCAGCCAAGCUCCGGGGACAGCAGUCGCUGCUCCAGCUGCUGCAGUUGCUCCAGUUGCCAUCGCCGGUCCACAGCCACAGGGGCACUUUUACAAUGCCCAACUGGAGCCGGCUGCCUAUGCCUGUGUUCCUGUCUUGCCCCUGAAACCGAUAAGCAAUGGAGUAGGAGCCAAUAGUCAUCAGCACCACCAUCAUUAUCACCAGCAGCAGCAGCAGCAGCAGCAGCAGCAGCUGCAGCAGCAGCAGCAGUAUCAGCAGCCGCAGCAUCACCAACAUCCGCACCAGAACAUCCACAACCACAACCAGAUUCAGAACCAGAACCAGAACAAACGCAAAUUUUCAACCUUCUUUUAGGAAAGGCAACUAGCCCGUGUCUUUUUUACCGAAUGAUUUGAACGUUGAGCAUGUAAGGGUGUAUCUAUCUAACCAGAGCUAUUUACACCAGAUGUGUGUGUAUAUAAGUUGCGCUGCAGUUGUAGCAGCUAAGCUAAAUUUUAAGUAAUUUUAUUAUGUAAUUUUUACGCUUUGUUAUUAUGAUUUUAAUUUUUGAAUGCACUUUGGAAAACGUUUUACACGAUCGGAUAUCGAAAGAAAUUAUUUAUGCGUUAAAUGCUUUCUAUAUAUGAUCGAUAACGAGAAAAUAGAGUGGAGAUAGAGUUGAGAAUAUGAGAUAAAUUAAAAACGAGCAUGUGGAUACAGA
Drosophila erecta is the source of this 4253-nucleotide messenger RNA. It is a transcript of the gene Zdhhc8, whose product is annotated as neurogenic protein mastermind. Gene Ontology annotation, molecular function: palmitoyltransferase activity. The record is from RefSeq and is a predicted model, not a curated record. Gene Ontology annotation, biological process: protein palmitoylation. The coding region runs from base 710 to 3520 and encodes 936 amino acids. The transcript is spliced from 11 exons. Lineage: Eukaryota; Metazoa; Arthropoda; Insecta; Diptera; Drosophilidae.